AUGAGUAAACUUUCACCUUUAUCUUCAUCACCAACAUUGUUAUCACCAUCAAGUAGUAAUAAUAAUAUAUUUGAUUAUAGAGAUGUUCAUUCACCUAAAGAAGAUUUAAUAUCAGAUGAUUAUCAUCAAUUUAAAGAUAUACCUAUUAUCAUUGAUAAUGGUACCUAUAAUGUAAGAGCUGGUUAUUCAAAUGAAAAUAAACCAAGAUUACAAUUUAAAUCAUUAGUUGGUAAAGUUAAAUCGAAUUCACAACCGAUUGUUGGUAAUUCCAUUAGAGAGAGCGAUAUAUCUAGACUUACAUUGAAGAGUCCGUUUGAUUCGAAUCUACUGGUGCAUCCACCAACACAAGAAGCGAUAUUCGAUUACAUAUUCGAGAGAUUGGGUGUCAAUUCAUCUAUAGAGAAUCCAAUUAUAAUAACAGAACCAUCUUCAAAUCCAUCUUAUUGUAGAAAAUAUAUGAGCGAAUUAUUAUUUGAAUGUUAUAAUAUACCUUCUUUAACCUAUGGAAUAGAUUCAUUGUUUGCAUUCUAUGGAAAUAGACAUUUGUUUGAUGAUAAUGGUGCCAAUGCUAUGAUUGUAGGUGCUGGACAUGCAGUUACACACAUCUACAACAUACAGAAUGACAUUGUACAACACUAUAGCACAAGAAGAAUCAAUGUUGGUUCUUCUUUACAAACUGAAUAUCUAAAGAGAUCAUUACACUUGAAGUAUCCACAACAUAAAACAUUCUUUACUUCAAAUUAUAUAAAUGAUGUUAAAGAACAACAUUGUAUAGUAUCAGAUACAUCUUAUAUUGAAAAGUUGAAUGGAUUCAAGUUGGAUAAUAGUCUGGAUGUUAAUUUAAUACAGCUACCAUUCCAAGAGGUGGAUUUGGCGCAGUUGGAAGAGGAUAAACAGAGAAAGCUUGAGAAUAAGAAGAAGAUGGGUCAGAUGGCAAGAGAUAAGGCAGAGCAAAAGAGAAAGGAAAAGAUGGUCGAGUAUGAAGAACAGCUAUCGAGAUUGGAAGCAAUCGCUUUGCUAAAGACAGAGAAUGCAGCAGAGUACGAAGCAUCGUUGGAGUCAGAGUCACUGAAAGAACGUGAGUUUCUCAAGCAAAUCGAUGAGCUACGCGAGAAACUCGGUAGGAAACGUGAACCGAUUCCCGAGAAAUCGAAUGAAGAGGAAUUCCCAUUGCUCUUUAUUGCCGACGAUCAGCUGUCUGCCGAUCAACUCAAGGAGAAACGCAAACAGAAACAUCUAAAGGCGUUGAAAGACAGCAGGUUGUCAGCCAAGCGAAAGAGAGACGAAGAGAAGGAGAAGGUCGAUGCUAUCAACAAGAAGGAGGAGGAUGCAUUCGAACGUGAUCCAGAGGCAUAUAUAAAGGAUCUAUACGAGAGGAGGAAGAAGAUAUUGGAUCGGAAGGAAGCGAGAGAGAAGGCGAGAACACAAGUCAUUAGAAGACAAUCGAAGCUGCGAUCUCUCGAGCGAAAGAACGAUGACGACGAUCCUGAGGAUGCCGAAGACGAUCUACAGAUGACAACCAUAGAGAAAUGGCUGAACCGAUUCGACCCGACCUGGAACAUUGUCGAGGAGGACGACGACCCUCUCAAGGAUUUCAUGACGGCCAAAGACUUCCAGGUGCGUCUCGACGUCGAGAGAAUCAAAGUACCGGAGAUUCUAUUCCAACCGAAAGCACUGAUCUCACUCGAUGAAAUGGGUUUGAUGGAAACCAUCGAAAUGGUACUCUCAGAGAUCAAAGAUAGGAAACUACAAAACAAAGUGGCAUCGAACGUCUUUCUCACUGGUGGUCAAGUGUUGUUUAAGAAUUUCGAUAGAAGACUCGAAUAUGAAUUGACACAACUUCGUGAGCCUGGCACGAAAUUCAAUAUUUUCAAGAGUGAUCAUGGUCUGCUGGAUUCAUGGUUCGGUGCCAAACGUUGGUAUUACGAUACCAAACAUCAGUGGCAACAACAUUCGAUCUCUCAAAAAGAAUUUCAAGAGUAUGGCUACGAUUAUAUUAAAGAACAUUUUGCAUCUAAUCUUUCUAUUUAUAAUAUUUUAAACAAAAAUGUUGGUAAAUAA
Molecule: messenger RNA, 2061 nt
Organism: Heterostelium album PN500
Lineage: Eukaryota; Evosea; Eumycetozoa; Acytosteliales; Acytosteliaceae
Gene: arpE
Product: actin related protein 5
Exons: 4
Coding region: 1-2061 (686 amino acids)
Biological process (GO): regulation of DNA-templated transcription
Cellular component (GO): Ino80 complex; cytoplasm
Source: RefSeq, a predicted model, not a curated record